CUUUGGCGAACAUCGACUUCCCCCCUCGAACAGACUCGCGUCGUUCGUUGUACACCGCAUCCGAGAUUUCGGAUUCUUGGUGAUACACAAUUUGUACUUGGCUCGGGAAGAGCUGUACAAAAUUAAUCUAGAUGUACAGUACAUCUUUUAGCAAAUAUCAGCUACCACUAGCAGCGCUAGCGCUGGCGGCUGCGGUAGGUGGUUGGCUAUGGGGGUUGCGAAUCCGGAAGGGUCACUUGACAGCUCUUACACAGACAUGCCUGCUCUUGUUUCCGCAAGUCCCUUUAGGAAGAGGGACCGGUUCAGGUCUAGCAAAUCAGCUUUUACACAGCGAGGGCUUAGUUUGCCUCUCAGUAUGCUGUAUCAAUGAAUCAAUCGUUGAUUCAAUAUAUUCAAGUCUACCGCAUGUGGAGACUACAUUGAAAUCGGGACCGUGUGUCACUUCUCGUGGAUGAUGACCCAUCUUUUUAAACGUUUUCUAUAGCAUGAUACACGCAAUGUGUAAUGUUUAUCCCAGUAUAAUUGGCCUUAAAUUUUAUUUU
Desarmillaria tabescens is the source of this 542-nucleotide messenger RNA. RefSeq lists its product as uncharacterized. The coding region runs from base 132 to 455 and encodes 107 amino acids. Lineage: Eukaryota; Fungi; Basidiomycota; Agaricomycetes; Agaricales; Physalacriaceae. The record is from RefSeq and is a predicted model, not a curated record. The transcript has 6 exons.